AUGUCAAUGCUAAAUUUCCUUCAUCGUCCAUUAAAAAUUUUGAUUGAUCCAAGACUAUUUAUCUGUCGUUAUCAAUCACAAAGACUAUUAGAUUUAUUAAAUAAAAAAGCUGCAAUUGAAGUUGAACAUAAUGAUGAAUUAGAAAAAUUGCCAUUACAAAAUACAAUUGAAUGGAAUAAAAAAAUCAAAUUCUAUCGUAUGCGUAAUGAAGAAAAAAAUGCAUUAAAAUUAUUUGAAAUCGGUAUACGAAAAUAUGAAUUUCAACCGGAUUAUAUUACAUAUAUUAGUAUACUUGAAAUAUGUAAAGAUAUUAAAGAUAUUGAUAGUGGACAUUAUAUACAUCGACUUAUUAAUAAAUCAUCUGUACGAGACAAUAGUCGUAUACAAAGUCUUCUAAUGGAAGUGUAUAUGAAAUGUGGUGAUGUGGAUAGUGCUCGAGACAUGUUUGAUUUAUUAAAACAUCGAACAGUUGUGGAAUACAAUGCACUAAUGACAGCUUAUAAUACUCAUCAAUAUCCUCAACGUACGAUAGAUCUUUUCUAUGAAAUGCGUGAAAAAGAUAAAAUCAAACCAAAUAAUACAUCUUCUAUGUUAUUUUUUCAAGCAUGUGUUAAACUCCAAUUAUUUGAACAAGGCAAAGCAUUACAUGAAGAACUUAAACAAAAAACAUCAGCUUAUCUGAAAAAUAAGGAAUUAUCAAAUCAAAUCAUAGCUAUGUAUAUUGCAUCAGGUGAUUAUACAAUAGCUGAAGAAUAUUUUAAUCAAAUUAAAGAACCAAAUGUAUCGAACUAUGUUGCACUUAUGAAUUAUUAUAAUAAAUUAAAAAAUUGGGAACGUACUAUACAAUUAUAUGAUCAAAUGAAAAUGCAACGUAAAAUUCAAUCAGAUAUAGCAACAUAUUUAGCUGUUUUAACAGCUAUUAAAGAAAUGAAUAAUAUUGAUAAAGCCAAACAAGUUAAAGAAGAUAUAUUAAAACAAAAUCUCUGGCAAAAUCAUGUUGAAAUACAAAAAUUAUUAGAAGAAAUUUUAAAGAUAUCUGAUAAAUAG
Rotaria sordida is the source of this 1047-nucleotide messenger RNA. NCBI's taxonomy places the organism in Eukaryota, Metazoa, Rotifera, Eurotatoria, Philodinida, Philodinidae. The record is from the annotation of a GenBank genome assembly.